UUUUGGGUCUGGGCUCCCGCAGCCGUGCACUUCCCUGCACGCUUCCCAGCUCCGGUCUGCAGGGCGGACCUGCUUCCCGUCGUGGGCCCGGAACCAGGGGUGACCGUCGCGGUGAGCUGCAGCCCACGCCCAGUGCCGUCCCCACUGCCUGGAGCCAUGGCAUCCACCUUCGAGGACGUGGUCAAGAGAGUGGUCCGGGAGCUGGACCACGGCGGCAAGCUGAUCCCCGUGGACAGCCUGCAGAGCUCCGCCGGCUUCCAGCCCUACUGCUUGUUGCGCAGGAAGCUCCCAAUGUCGCGAUUCCAGAAAGCCCGCUACACGGGCCUCAACCUGUCCAUCAGGGACAUUCUGGAGCCUGGCGCCCCAGAACCAGACGUGAAACAAAGCACGCCCAUCCGCGUCUUCGACUGCACGGACGGGGAGGCACAGGGCGGCGGGGAGCUGGAAGCCGCGGGACAGGGGAGGCUUGCGGGCCAGGCGUCGGUGUCCGAGUACCUCAGGAUCUCAAUGAAAGUGUGCACACGGCAAGUGGACCCCAACGUCUGGGACGCCAUGAAGCGAGAGAGGCGCCUGCGGCAGCCGGAGCACAAAGUCCUGGGGCAGCUGCGCAACUGCAAGAGCGACGUGUGCGUGGUGACAGAGGUCCUGCAGACGCAGGAGGAGGUGACCGUCAGCCAGACCCAGAAGCACGAGGGAUCCGGCCAGUUUGCGCUGCUUGGAGCCUUAUCUUUCCAGGGCCAAGGCCAGGGCCGCCGGAGCCGUAAGAAGAAGGUCAGCAUCCCCGCGGGCACCGUCCUGGCCUUCCAAGUGGCCCAGCUGCUCGUUGACCCUGACUGGGAUGUCCUCCUCUACUGGGACAAGAAGGGCAAGAGGCCGAAGACCUUCAUGCCGCCCAGUGAAGACCGCAAGCUGGUUUUUGAAAGCCCCACAAGUGAACACUUUUACUCCGGACGCGAAGAGUUACAGUCAGACGGGUUUGCUGAGGUCGGUCCUGCGUUCAAGGGAGACUUCCAGGACCUGCAGGCAGAGGUGUGGGCCCACGUCCGGGCCCUCCGGUGCUUGUCCCGGGAACUGUGCGGGCAGCUGCUGGCGGGCUUGGCGCAGGUGCUGCGGGAAGAGCGGGCCCUGCAAACUCUGGAGGACGAGCUGGAGCAGGGCCUGAGCUGUGGGGUGGUGCCCACCCUGGAAGGUCCAGCGGGCGCCGUCCUGGAGUGCCUGGUGAACAGCUCCGGGGAGCUAGAAGGGCAGCUGGCGCGCCCUGUCCUCUACCUGGUGGAAGCACUGGCCGUGCUGACUGAGACCCAGCAUGCGGUGCUCGGGAAGAUGCUGGAGACCGGAGAGCUUUCUGGGCGGUUGGACCUGCAGGUGGGGAGCGUCUUGGAGCAGAGCAGUCCCUGGCAGCAGUGUAGGGGCGUGUCCCUGCCACCAGAGGUCCUGGGGAGCAGCUGGGACCCAGAGACACCUGCCUGGGUCCUGCUGGAGGAAUGCGGGCUGGAGGUGCAGGCGGACGCCCCCCAGGUGCGCUGGGAGCCACAGGCCCAGGAACGCACCUGCGCUCUCUUCGCCUGCCUGCUCCUGCUGCUGGGACUGAGCCCGGACAGCUGCUGGGGCUGAGCCCCUCUCUGGCUCCCCCAGGCAGCUGCAGGGACACGGGGGUGGGACACAGCUUGAGCCCACCCCUGCACCCCAGACAGCCUGUGGCCCGUUCGUCCCGGGGCCGGGCGUUGGGAGAGUCAAUAAAUGUGGUGUACGAGGGA
This is a messenger RNA of Neogale vison (American mink), 1757 nucleotides long. RefSeq names its product gasdermin-D-like. Gene Ontology annotation, cellular component: NLRP3 inflammasome complex. Gene Ontology annotation, biological process: pyroptotic inflammatory response; defense response to bacterium. Bases 157 to 1614 code for a protein of 485 amino acids. The record is from RefSeq and is a predicted model, not a curated record. Lineage: Eukaryota; Metazoa; Chordata; Mammalia; Carnivora; Mustelidae. The transcript has 11 exons. Gene Ontology annotation, molecular function: phosphatidylinositol-4-phosphate binding; phosphatidylinositol-4,5-bisphosphate binding; phosphatidylserine binding.